Messenger RNA from Diabrotica balteata, 500 nucleotides. NCBI's taxonomy places the organism in Eukaryota, Metazoa, Arthropoda, Insecta, Coleoptera, Chrysomelidae. The record is from the annotation of a GenBank genome assembly.
GUCAAAAGUGUGAGGUUAAGUUACAUCACUAAUUUCUGAUUUUUAAAAAGAAAAUACAAAUUUGAGAUGGCAUCACAAGCUAUCAGACGAAGUGUUAAGGAAGUUAAACCUAUUCUUUCAUUAGACCGUGAAGAAGCACGAAAAAGAGUUUUGAACUUAUAUAAAGCCUGGUACAGACAGCUCCCUUACAUUGUUAAUAAUUAUGAUAUUCCAAGAAAUGUUGAGCAAUGUCGAGAAAAACUAAGGCAAGAAUUUACCAAAUUUGAUGAUAUUAAAGACAUUAGGCUGAUCGAUAUGUUAGUUAUCAAGGGCCAAAUGGAACUGAAAGAAGUUGUGAAUGUUUGGAAGCAAAAAGGUCACAUUAUGAACUACUUCAAAGAUACAGCAGAACCAAAACCCAAAGAUUUCUUAGGAAAGUUCUUGAAUGGCAAAGAUUAGGGUUAAUAUGGUUAUUUUUAAAUGUAGUUUGUGUAAAUAAUAUUAAUAAAGGAUUAAAAAUG